This is a messenger RNA of Cuscuta campestris, 2214 nucleotides long. The record is from the annotation of a GenBank genome assembly. NCBI's taxonomy places the organism in Eukaryota, Viridiplantae, Streptophyta, Magnoliopsida, Solanales, Convolvulaceae.
ACAUCUCCGGUGCAACAUGUUUCCUUUUUCUCUUCUUUCUCCCUUCUUCACAACCCAUAAAUCUUUCCUUUCUCCCGGCGAUCUUGCUCCCUCUCCGACCGCCACUGUCGCAAGAAAGUCUUCCCUUCUCUCACUCUCUCAGCUCGUUACCCACCAAGAGAGUCUCCGUGAGUAUUGAACAAGUUAGAUUAUAUGAGUAUGGAUGGUCAUAUUACUAAAGAGUUUGGGCUGAAGAAUGUAAGCUCACACGGAUCCAUCCCAGAGAUGGAUGACUAUGAUCUUUCAAAGCUUCUUGACAAGCCCAGGCUGAAUAUAGAGCGGCAGAGAUCCUUCGAUGAGAGGUCACUCAGUGAAAUGUCGAUUGGCCUAGCUAGAGGUUUAGAUAAUUAUGAAUUGUCGUAUUCACCCAGCAGGUCAGGGUUGGACACCCCAGCUUCAUCCACCAGGAACUCGUUUGAACCUCAUCCAAUGGUUGCCGAGGCAUGGGAUUCUCUACGCCGGUCUUUGGUUUAUUUCAGGGGCCAGCCAGUGGGAACAAUUGCUGCCAAUGAGCAUGGUUCUGAAGAGGUCCUCAAUUAUGAUCAGGUGUUUGUUCGUGAUUUUGUACCAAGUGCACUGGCCUUCCUAAUGAAUGGUGAGCCUGAAAUAGUUAAGAAUUUCCUGCUGAAAACACUUUUGCUUCAAGGUUGGGAAAAGAAAGUAGACAGAUUCAAGCUAGGUGAAGGGGUUAUGCCUGCCAGUUUCAAAGUUCUUCAUGAUCCGGUUCGUAAGGUCGAUACCGUCAUAGCUGACUUUGGUGAGAGUGCAAUUGGAAGGGUAGCUCCAGUUGACUCUGGGUUUUGGUGGAUUAUUCUUCUCCGUGCGUACACAAAAUCUACUGGAGAUACAACUCUUGCUGAAAGACCAGAGUGCCAAAAGGGAAUGAGGCUAAUACUUACACUGUGCUUGUCAGAAGGAUUUGAUACAUUUCCUACAUUGCUUUGUGCUGAUGGAUGCUCAAUGAUUGAUAGAAGAAUGGGAGUUUAUGGCUAUCCUAUUGAAAUCCAAGCUCUCUUCUUCAUGGCAUUGAGAUGUGCUUUGGCAAUGUUAAAGCAUGAUGCAGAAGGGAAAGAAUGUAUCGAGAGAAUAGUAAAACGGCUACAUGCAUUGAGUUACCACAUGAGGAGUUAUUUCUGGCUUGACUUCCAACAACUAAAUGACAUAUACCGUUUCAAGACCGAAGAAUAUUCACACACUGCGGUUAACAAGUUCAAUGUUAUCCCGGACUCAAUCCCGGAUUGGGUGUUUGAUUUCGUGCCCACACGCGGCGGUUACUUUGUUGGGAAUGUCAGCCCUGCAAGGAUGGAUUUUAGAUGGUUCGCAUUGGGAAACUGUGUUGCCAUAUUGGCAUCUCUUGCCACUCCAGAGCAAGCCACUGCGAUCAUGGACCUCAUUGAAGCACGCUGGGAGGAGCUCGUCGGGGAAAUGCCUUUGAAAAUCUGUUAUCCCGCGAUUGAAAAUCAUGAGUGGCGAAUAGUCACUGGUUGUGAUCCUAAAAACACUAGAUGGAGUUACCAUAACGGAGGGUCUUGGCCAGUGCUCUUGUGGCUGGUCACUGCGGCCUGCAUCAAAACAGGACGCCCUCAAAUUGCAAAGCGGGCCAUUGAUCUAGCCGAGAGCCGCUUGCUCAAAGAUGGGUGGCCCGAAUACUAUGACGGGAAACUUGGAAGGUAUAUUGGGAAACAAGCCAGGAAGCACCAGACGUGGUCGAUUGCAGGAUAUCUGGUGGCAAAGAUGAUGCUAGAAGACCCUUCACACUUGGGGAUGAUAUCCUUGGAGGAGGACAAACAAAUGAAGCCUGUAAUGAAGAGGUCAUCCUCCUGGACUUGUUAAAAAAACCCAGACAUGAGGUUUAUUUACAAGACCAUUAUCAUUCAUUAGUGGGUACUAUUUUAAAUUUUUUAUUUUUUUAAUGUCUGUAGUCCUUUCUUCUUUUUGUAAGAUUUUGAUUUUCAAAAUCAUGACCCUUGAUUGGUGGAUGGUGUUCUGUUUUCUUUGGUGGAAAUUUAAGUGCAUUUUCCACUGGUUUAGACUUUGGACACUAUAUUACCAAGUCUAUUUGUUGUUAAAAAUGUACUGUAGUGAUAUUUGGUGUCUUCUGGUUCAUUGUUCUGACAACCCUUGUUUCCUCCCAUUUUUAUGCUUCUCAAGGAGCAAUAAAUUUCUCUGCUUCCA